Diabrotica balteata is the source of this 477-nucleotide messenger RNA. NCBI's taxonomy places the organism in Eukaryota, Metazoa, Arthropoda, Insecta, Coleoptera, Chrysomelidae. The record is from the annotation of a GenBank genome assembly.
CAGAACGUUACACUGUACGUUUAGAUAUUAUUUGAUACAACAAUUUCAAAAUGGUUCUUAAUGGAAAAUAUACCGUGGUUGGAGAAGAAAAUUUUGCCAACUAUCUCAGCGCUAUGGGUUUUCCGUACAAUUAUGUGAAAUACUCAAUUGAUAUUAAACAAGACUCCGAUAAAGUUACGGUAAUAAAGUCUUAUGAAGGAAAAUCGAAAGCAGUCGUUAUUCCUUUGGGAGUAGAAUACGAAGAGACUAAUGCAUUAGGAGUAGUAGUUAAGUGUAUGGCCAGAUUCGAUGGAGAUAUUCUUAUAGUCCAAGCUGGCGAUGUUACAAAAACAUACACUUUUACCCCUACUGAUGGAAAUAUUGUUUAUAAAUCGCCCAUAUCAUCCGGAAAACUUAUUUUUAAGAGCGACCAAUAAAGUUUUGUUGAAUUUUUGUUUAUUUUUGUUUUAAAUGAUGAAUAAAAAUUUAGAAUAUACA